This is a messenger RNA of Glycine soja, 768 nucleotides long. RefSeq lists its product as uncharacterized. The record is from RefSeq and is a predicted model, not a curated record. Bases 1 to 768 code for a protein of 255 amino acids. NCBI's taxonomy places the organism in Eukaryota, Viridiplantae, Streptophyta, Magnoliopsida, Fabales, Fabaceae. The transcript has 4 exons.
AUGUACGACCAGCUGAACGAUGCAUCUAUGAGCCACAGUCGACAACUUGGCAGUUACAUCACACUGCUGCAGAUUUACGAGCACUUUCCCUCGGUCGCGGAGUCCACCGCUGAUCAGGACUACGACGAGGCUUCCUCGCGUGCGUGCAGGUGGAUUGCGACGAAGAAGACCGUGAAGAGCAUUCGCACGCCGGCGUACAAGGAGCACCUAGACCGACUCCGGAUUCCGGAUGUCUGUUGGAUCCCUUAUGGGGAGCAUCGGGAGUUUGGCUACACACAGACCAUUCCUGCUCCUCCUGUCGAUUCAUGGGUCUCGUAUGAUGAUAUACACGACAGGUGGAUGCACUACGAGGAUCAUAUCGUUCCAGCAGGUGAGGUGUGCGUUGUGCUAGGGGUGUGUUCCAGUGACUACAUGGACUGGUUCUUCUGCAUCUCCCAUCCUCUUAUGACACCAGGCCACGCAUCAGAUCCUCUGCCUCAUGGUCACGCCCCGCAGCCCCGAGUCGUCCCUCAGGCCCCACAGACGGAUAUCCCUCACGUGCCGGAGCCAGGAGCAUCGUCGACAUCUGUGGAGGAGCCUAGACAUGCAGUGGAAAUUUGUGAUGACAUUGCUAAGAGGUUGGAGCGCCAUCUGAGUCUAGGGGUGGUCACGCCUGGCUCAUCGACACAUGAGGUGAUCGAAGAAUGCCUCAGAUUGGCCAGGAGUGUGACACAGGACCAUCUAGUAUAUGUUAGGUCUAGACGCAGGCGACGCACAGAUCAGGCGUAG